Messenger RNA from Hyla sarda, 4085 nucleotides. It is a transcript of the gene NCAM2, whose product is annotated as neural cell adhesion molecule 2. Gene Ontology annotation, cellular component: membrane. Gene Ontology annotation, molecular function: protein binding. Gene Ontology annotation, biological process: cell adhesion. Bases 548 to 3055 code for a protein of 835 amino acids. Lineage: Eukaryota; Metazoa; Chordata; Amphibia; Anura; Hylidae. The transcript has 18 exons. The record is from RefSeq and is a predicted model, not a curated record.
CCUGUAGACAUUCUCCUGCCCAUGUAUCGGAGCAUGCAGUCCAUCUGGAACUCUGCAGCUCUCAUCACUAUUCCCCAUUACCGUCUCCAGUAAUAUAAUAGACAUAAUACAAUUCCCUGAAGGAGGAGGGGGAGGCAGCUGCCAGGAUCUGUCACCCUGCUGCACUCGCUGCUGCUGUCACCGGAUCCAUCACCCUACAAGUUGAGCAGGGAAGACUCUUUGCAUCUUUUUUGCAUUGCCCAAGGCUGCAGCGCGGACGAAUCCCUGAGCCAGGAGAAGGUGACGUGUUUCUUGCGGAUGAACACCUUAGCCGCCUUGUGGCUGAUAUAGAGCUGCAGUCGGAUUGCUCCUCAUCACUUUGCUAGGACUGCUGCUGCGGGCUGUGUGUAUCAAGCUGUAUCUGUGUUCUGCAUUCCCCCCCUUACUCCAUCUGUAUGCAACAAGAGGAGCAGGCAGCACUCAGCUACUCCACAGAUUCCUAUCCCUCUACCAUUACAUAUAACUAUCUGGAAACUAAGGAGCUGUCCAGCACUGGAACCUCCUGAACAUGAAACUCCCUUAUGUCUACCUACUUGGAUUACUUGUCACCAGCGGGCAAGCUCUGUUACAAGUGUCGAUAUCCCUGAGCAAAGUUGAAAUUAGCGUGGGGCAGUCCAAGUAUUUCACAUGUACAGUUUUGGGAGACGUUGAAACAAUAGACUGGUAUAAUCCACAAGGAGAGAAGAUAACAUCAAACCAGAGGGUUGUGGCACAAAGAGAAGGCAUGAGAUCAUGGCUCACAAUAUAUAACGCCAAGAUAGAUGAUGCCGGUAUAUAUCGAUGUCAAGCUACAGAUUCAAAGGGACACACUCAAGAGUCUACAGUCGUUCUGGAAAUUUACCAGAAACUUUCAUUUGAAGAGGUCAGAUCACCACAGGAAUUCCGAAAAGGAGAAGAUGCAGAAGUUGUUUGCCAUGUCAGCAGCUCACCCGCUCCAAUGGUCAGAUGGUUGACUAACGGUGAAGAUGUAACAGACAUUGAUGACAGUCGAUUUGCGAUGUUAGCCAACAAUAAUCUACAGAUUAUGAACAUCAGUAAAAAAGAUGAAGGCAUUUACAGAUGUGAGGGGCGAGUGGAGGUUAGAGGAGAAAUUGAUUUCCGAGAUAUCUUUGUCAUUGUGAAUGUUCCUCCAGCCAUCUUAAUCCAACAAAGAUCCUUCAAUGCAACUGCAGAUCGCCAAGAGGACAUUACCAUAUACUGCCGGGCCACCGGCUCUCCCAAACCUCACAUCAGCUGGCACAGGAAUGGGAAAAUGCUUGAAGAAAAUGAGAAGUAUUCCUUACGAGAAGAUAACACAGAGUUAACAAUAAAAAAUAUUAUUAAUGGUGAUGCUGGAUCAUAUACCUGCAGAGCAACCAACAAAGCAGGAUUUACGGAAAAGCUGUCAUUUCUACAAGUGUUUGUGCAGCCUCAUAUUAUACAAUUGCAAAACGAGACUACGGCUGAAAACGGUCAUGUGACCCUGACAUGCGAGGCAGAAGGUGAACCUAUACCUGAGAUUACAUGGAAGAGAGCCAGUGAUGGGAGGACGUUUACUGAUGGAGACAAGAGCCAAGAUGAUCGUAUAGAAAGUAUAGGACAGCAUGGGAAAUCCUCCUUGCGUAUUAAAAAUGUAAUUUUGUCAGAUGCAGGAAGAUAUGACUGUGAAGCUGCGAGUAGAAUCGGUGGCCAUCAGAAGAGCUUGUAUCUCAAUGUUGAAUAUGCACCGAAAUUUAUUUCAAAUCAAACCAUCUAUUAUUCCUGGGAAAACAAUCCAAUUAAUAUCAGUUGUGAUGUUAUCUCCAACCCUCCCUCAUCUAUUUUCUGGAGUAGAGAAAAAAUUCUGCUACCUGCACGGAAUAUAACAAAUAUAAAGACCUACAGGGAUGGAAAAAAGAUUCUGUUAGAGAUAACUCCAAUAUCAGACAACGACUUUGGACGAUACAACUGCACAGCGAUCAAUUCCAUAGGGUCCCGGGUCCAGGAAUAUGUGCUGACAUUGGCCGAUGUACCUUCCAGUCCCCAUGGUUUGCGAGUUAUAGAACUGUCACAGACAUAUGCCAAAAUCUUUUUCAAUAAACCAGAUUCACAUGGUGGCGUCCCGAUUCACCACUAUCAAAUGGAUUUUAAAGAAGUCUCCUCAGAUACUUGGAAAGUUGUCCAUUCCCAUGGAACACAAACGAUUGUUGUUCUGGCCAACUUGGAAGCCAACACAACAUAUGAAGUCAAGGUGGCUGCUGUUAAUGGCAAAGGACAAGGAGAAUACAGUAAAAUAGAAAUAUUUCAAACUCUUCCUGUUCGUGAGCCGAGUCCUCCAUCUAUUCAUGGACAACCAGGUGCAGGCAAGACCUUUAAGCUAAGCAUCAUAAAGCAAGAUGAUGGGGGUGCCCCAAUAUUAAAUUAUGUAGUCAAAUACAGAAGUAAAGACAAAGAAGAUCAAUGGCUUGAGAAAAAGUUUCUUGGGAAUAAAGACCAUAUUGUUCUAGAACAUCUACAAUGGAAUAUGGGAUAUGAAGUUCAGAUCAUAGCAACAAAUAGACUCGGUCAUUCUGAACCAACAAUGUACGAGUUUAUAAUGCCACCAAAACCGAAUAUUAUUGCAGACACCCUUUUCAAUGGCCUUAGCAUUGGAGCAGUCAUCGGAUUGGCUGUAGCUGCCCUUCUCUUGAUUCUCGUGGUGACAGAUGUUAGCUGUUUCUUCAUGAGACAGUGCGGAUUGCUUAUGUGCAUAACCAGACGGAUCUGUGGGAAGAAAAGUGGCUCCAGUGGAAAAAGUAAAGAAUUAGAAGAAGGAAAAGCUGCAUACUUGAAGGAUGGAUCAAAAGAACCCAUAGUAGAGAUGAGAACUGAGGAUGAAAGAGUUACUAAUCAUGAUGGGAGCCCAGUUAAUGAACCCAAUGAAACAACACCUCUUACAGAACCUGAGAAAUUACUACUAAAGGAGGAAAAUGGCAAAGAAGCUCUGAGCGCCGAAACGAUUGAAAUCAAAAUAUCGAAUGACAUCAUCCAAACAAAAGAAACUGACAGUAAAGCAUAGCAUGACCCAGCCCAUCAUCAUGUAUAGAGGAAGAUUGGUGAUGUACACCCAAUGUCGGCACUCUGCUGCAGACAAUUAUUGGCUAAUAUUAGCUUUCGAUUGUCAGUACGUGUCCAUACCUGAACAACUCACAUCUACUGUACUUUAAGGUUUUGUUGAUUACUUUAGUAUGUUUGUCUGACUGAUAACAGUAUAAAUGUAUAAAGUUGAAAAUGACUGCAAAAAUUCCUUUAAUUUAUUAUAAAAUAAAGUGUACUAUUUAUAAAAUAUUUCCUUUUUUCCUUGUUAAAAAGGCGUCCUGUGGUUGGCAAAUCUGCUAUGCUAAUAUAUAAUGCAUACUUUUUCCUUAUGUAUGGCUCAUGAAUAUUAGGCUUAAUAUACAAACUAUUCAUUAGGUAGAAGCCAAAGUAGAAAAAUAUCUAUAUGUAAUGGAGCCUGCUGGGCCGGUCUUAUGCCUUUGCUGAUCAUCACCAUGACCAAUGUAGAGAAUAACAUAGCUCGGUUUGGAUUCCAUUUCAAAUGAGUUAUAUACAAGUAAUAUUAUUUUUUUAUGAAUUUUCCUUUUAGUUCUGAUUUGUGUUGAGAAAUUCUUUAAAGUUUUAUUUUUUUAGAUGAAGUUUGUGAACAAUGUGAUAUGUUUUUUUCUCAAAUAUAAUGUUGGCCAUAGAUAUAUUAAUGUCCGUGAAGUCUGGUAAACCCUCAACUUAGGGAAGGAGUCGGAAUAAAGUUCUGACAGGAAGCAUUAUCUUACAUGCAGUAGAAAUAUAUGGCAUAAGAUUUGUUUGGUAACCCCUUAUAAUUCUCUUUUAACCUAUACGUUCAGGCUAGUCAAAUUGACAAGUUAUAUGUUUCAUCCCAUUGGAUUGGAAAUAGAGUUCUGCUUUUGUCUAUGAGCUCCUGGAUAAUCUAUUUAAUCUCUAUGAGUACAUCAUGGCGUAAUAGAAUUAACACAGUAUUCUCAUGAUCAAAUGUUAUUCCCUAUCUACAGGAUUUGGAAUAACAAGUGGAUUGAUGGGGAUCCCGAAAAAAG